Messenger RNA from Neltuma alba, 1622 nucleotides. Its product is annotated as dnaJ protein ERDJ3B. The record is from RefSeq and is a predicted model, not a curated record. Gene Ontology annotation, biological process: protein folding. The transcript is spliced from 10 exons. Bases 234 to 1274 code for a protein of 346 amino acids. Lineage: Eukaryota; Viridiplantae; Streptophyta; Magnoliopsida; Fabales; Fabaceae.
UCCUGACUUCGUGGAAGCUGGACUCGGAGACUGUACAGUAAAAUCAACGAGACAAGCAGAGAUAAAGGAAGAAAAUUUGGAGCUCAAGGGAAGCAUAUUCGCCAUUUGAUUUUCAUCGGAAAACCUCAAUAUAGCUGGUUCCAAAUUAAAGAUCUGAUACGAGAGUCCUAAUUUUUUUUUUCCGCUCGGAGAGAUCCAACUCUCCCGUGAUCUCUCUACUUCCCUAAACGUUCAUGGCGCAUCGAAGUGCUAAGCUGUUGUUCUUUUUAUGUGCUUUCUGCUAUUUCCUCAAUGCCAUUGCCGGAAAGACCUAUUACGAUAUACUUCAAGUGCCGAAGGGCGCGUCGGACGAGCAGAUAAAGAGGGCGUAUAGGAAGCUGGCGUUGAAGUACCAUCCCGAUAAAAAUCCAGGAAAUGAAGAAGCUAAUAAGAGAUUUGCUGAGAUCAACAAUGCUUAUGAAGUAUUGUCGGAUGGCGAGAAGCGAAAAAUCUAUGACAGGUACGGUGAAGAGGGUCUGAAACAGCAUGCUGCUAGUGGAGGCAGAGGAGGUGGAAUGGGGAUGAACAUCCAAGACAUAUUUAGCUCUUUCUUUGGUGGAGGUUCAAUGGAGGAGGAAGAAGAGAAAAUUCCGAAAGGUGAUGAUGUCAUUAUCGAAUUGGAUGCAUCUCUGGAAGAUUUGUACAUGGGAGGUACAUUGAAAGUUUGGAGGGAGAAGAACGUUUUAAAGCCAGCACCUGGAAAGAGACGCUGUAACUGCAGAAAUGAGGUUUACCACAGACAAAUUGGUCCUGGGAUGUUUCAACAGAUGACAGAGCAGGUUUGUGAGCAAUGUCCCAAUGUCAAAUAUGAAAGGGAGGGGUAUUUCAUCACUGUUGAUAUCGAGAAAGGCAUGCAAGAUGGAGAGGAGGUUCUGUUUUAUGAAGAUGGUGAGCCCAAAGUGGACGGUGAAGCGGGGGAUUUGAGGUUUCGCAUCCGGACAGCACCUCAUGACCUCUUUAGAAGGGAGGGCAAUGACUUGCACACCACUGUUACUAUAAGUCUGGUUCAAGCGCUUGUUGGUUUUGAGAAGACCAUUAAACACCUGGAUGAACAUCUGGUGGACAUCGGUUCAAAGGGAAUUACAAAGCCCAAGGAAGUUAGGAAGUUCAAAGGGGAGGGCAUGCCGUUGCAUAUGAGCAACAAGAAAGGGGAUCUGUACGUAACUUUUGAGGUUCUUUUCCCCAGGACCCUGACAGAGGAGCAGAAAACACAGAUAAAAUCAGUUCUGGGUUAGUGCCCAAAGCCCAGGUUAAAUAGUCCAACAUGUCCUCAACCUAACAUUAUUAGGUUCUCAGAGAAUGAAAGCCACGGGAUUCCCCUUUUUUGUUAGUUGAAAAAUAGGUGUAUAUUUUUCCAUUUUAAUCAAUGCGCUUGUUGAAACCCUUGCCUUCCUGAGUCGUGGCAUAUUUGUGUCAUCUUUCCCUUUACCAGGGAGCAAGGAAUAUGUAACGCAGAUUAAAAUAUCUUAUCCUUGAAGUCGUCUUUCAAGUCCGAAAUCAUUUACGUGUGAAUAACACAUUCUUGUCAGACUCUCAUUUUAUAUUUUGGGAAACAUCUCGCCCAUUUCAAUUUCCCCCUGAUU